Prunus armeniaca (apricot) is the source of this 1431-nucleotide messenger RNA. The record is from the annotation of a GenBank genome assembly. NCBI's taxonomy places the organism in Eukaryota, Viridiplantae, Streptophyta, Magnoliopsida, Rosales, Rosaceae.
AUGAGCCAGGCACCACUAUUAUCAAAACCGCUCCCAGGCGAGGUACUACUCCUAUACCUUUCGGUAUCCAACACUGCCAUUAGCUCAGUGUUGAUACGGAAGCCAGAGAAGGCGAAGCUACCGAUCUUUUAUGUCAGCAAGGCGCUCCAGAGCGCGGAGCUUCGGUACCCACCCUUGGAGCAGCUAGCAUUGGCCCUGGUCGUUUCGGCGCGAAAACUUCGCCCUUACUUCCAGGCGCACGAAAUCACGGUUAUGACUAACCGGCCUCUUCGGCAGGUACUCCAAAAGCCGGAAACGUCUGGCCGAUUGGUCAAAUGGGCAAUUGAGUUGGGAGAGUUUGACAUACAGUUCACACCUCCUGCGCUAUCAGAACCAUCAUCGCCGAACGCCAUCCCUACCGCACCGGAGAAAAUGGAUACCGAACGUUUCGACACUUCUCAAGGCUGUGGUGCCGGCUUGGUGUUAACCACUCCAGACGGUAGCAAAAUCGAGUAUGCCCUCCGAUUCAACUUCCGAACCUCUAAUAACGAGGCAGAAUAUGAGGCCCUCCUGGCUGACCUUCGGCUAGCCAAGAGCAUGAGCGCGAGGCAGAUCAGCAUUCACAGUGACUCCCAGCUCAUAGUAAAUCAGAUAACGGCAGACUUCGCAGCGAAGGAUGCCUCCAUGUCAGCCUACCUAUCGGCAUCUCACCAACUACUACAAAAAUUCCAGGCCUACGAGAUACGGCAGAUCCCCAGGUCAGAAAACAGCCACGCCGACACGCUCUCACGAUUGGCUUCGGCAAUAAAUGACAAGAUCAGAAGGAAGGUACCGGUGGAGAUAUUAUCCCAACCGAGCACAACCGCCGCUGAGGUGUGUACCAUUCGGUACGAAGACACAUGGAUGUCUCUAAUCUAUGCCUUCCUGACAACCGGAACCCUUCCUACCGAUAAGUCCCAAGCUCGAAAACUCCGUUAUCGAUCGGCAAGAUACACAGUCAUCAAUGAUGUUCUGUACAAGCAAGGCUACACGACGCCGUAUCUAAAAUGCCUGACCAAGGAGCAGGUGGACUACAUCCUUCGGGAGGUCCACAGUGGAAUCUGCAGUGACCACUCUGGAUCCCGAUCUCUCGCACACAAGGUCUUCCGACAGGGGUAUUUCUGGCCGACUCUGCACCAAGACGCGAAUACAUUAGUCAGAAAGUGUGACAAAUGCCAGCGAUUUGGUAGUGUCCCUUAUAUUCCUGCCGAGCCGCUGUCACCGAUCGUGAGCCCGUGGCCGUUCGCCCAAUGGGGAUUAGAUCUAAUUGGUCCAAUGCCAGAGGGCAAGGGUCAGGUCAAAUAUGCCGUUGUUGCCGUAGACUACUUCACCAAAUGGGUCGAAGCCAAAGCCUUAGCAACGAUAACGGCAGCCAGAAUCGAAGAUUUCGUCUGGACGAACAUUUGUUGCUGA